Molecule: messenger RNA, 1315 nt
Organism: Vigna unguiculata (cowpea)
Lineage: Eukaryota; Viridiplantae; Streptophyta; Magnoliopsida; Fabales; Fabaceae
Product: ribonuclease 2-like
Biological process (GO): RNA catabolic process
Cellular component (GO): extracellular region
Molecular function (GO): RNA binding; ribonuclease T2 activity
Source: RefSeq, a predicted model, not a curated record
AAACUACCUCACCUUUCCUCUACUACUAUAUAUAGUCUAGUACUCUUCAUCUUCUCCUAUCUAUUUGGACAUAACCAUCGCCAACAACGGAGAACGAACGAUGCCUCCUUUGAUUUCGUGGCUGGUGCUCGCUAUUCUCGCGCUGACAGCGCCGGCGACGCCUCCAGCACGCGCCGCGUCGGUUGCAUCGUUCGACGGUCAGCGAGAGUUUGACUAUUUCGCGUUGGCCUUGCAAUGGCCUGGCACUUACUGCCAGCGCACGCGCAGUUGCUGUCCCACCAACGGUUGCUGCAGAGGCUCCAAUUUUCCAAAAAUAUUCACAAUACAUGGACUCUGGCCUGACUACAAUGAUGGAACUUGGCCAUCCUGUUGUUCUAGAGCCAGUUUCAAUCCGAAAGAGAUAUCGACUUUGACUAAUGCUUUAGAGCAAUAUUGGCCAUCAUUGAGCUGUGGCAAGCCAUCAGUAUGCCAUGGUGGGAAAGGAACAUUUUGGGCUCAUGAGUGGGAGAAACAUGGCACUUGCUCUUAUCCUGUAUUUCGAAACGAAUAUGAUUAUUUUGUGGGAGUUCUGAAUCUCUAUUUCAAAUACAAUGUUACUAGUGUUCUAAAUGAUGCUGGAUAUGUUCCCUCUAAUACAGAAAGGUAUCCCCUUGGAGGCAUUAUCUCUGCCAUUGAGAAUGCUUUUCAUGCAUCUCCUUUAAUAAUUUGCUCAAAAGAUUCUAUCGAGGAACUUCGUCUAUGCUUUUACAAGGACUUCCAGCCCCGAGAUUGUGCUGUUAGUUCUGAUGAUAAAAUUGACAUGGUUACUUCAAAAGGAUCUUGUCCCAAAUAUGUUAGCUUGCCUGUGCCGCUUUCCGGAAGGCGCGAUGGACUUCAAAGUCAGGCCUCUGAUGAUGCAGCUCUAUAAGGCUAUGGUACUGUACUUCUAUCUGUAAAGUUCUGUAUCUUGCGAAAGAACAAAGGCACACGAAUAAAAUUAUCUAGAGAUGUUGUACCAUUCAUCAAUUUGAAGACAAGUGAAUAGAAUGAAAGACCUGGACAUUUGGAUUGGGAUCUAGACGUGCUAAAGUCUGACCGAGCUUGUUGCCAUGUAUUUGGAGUCUGGGCUUUAUCAUUUUCUUUAUUAUUGGAAGAGUGUACAACCGUAUAAUGGAAUAUGUUGUUGUAUCAUAUGGAAUUAUGAAUAUAUUUACUUUUCCUAUAAUUUACCCUACAUCUCUGUUUCUUUGUAUACAUUUGCAUCACGUAUGAAUUCAUGUAGGAGUUUGUGUUGCCUUUAAUUUGGUGAGUGAAAUACCAGGCGGACUUCAGUCAA